AAAUUAUAAAACUCAAAGCAUUGCAUUUGGCUACCACCAUUAUCAAGUGGAGGAAAAGUGGGAUUUUGGUGGUAUUGUUAACAAAAGCUGACUGCCCAGUAAAAGGAGGGAUUGGUGGUGGGUUAGAAUAGCACAAAAGCUGUUUGUUGGGUAUUCAAAAGGAGGGAGAAUGGGUUGAUAAGAUCACAAAAUAAUAGUAGUUCUUCAAAUCUGGGGAGGCCAAAUGGGAGCAUGGAUGGGUGAUUAGCUUAGAAUAACACAAAAGGUGUGCAUAUCCAGGCCAUGACACGUCAGACCAGGUUAGUGGUUGGUAGUGGGAUAGGACAAGCUCUAGCUUUUUAGCUUUCGCUGUUUUUUUAAUAGAAAAACGUUUUCAUAUGGUUGCCACAGAGUAUCUCUUCUCCUUAGAGUGGGAAAGAAAACAUGGAGUAUCUUCUUUUGAGUUUUGAUAUGAGAGAAAGUGUGGUCUUGACAAGUGCCCUGUGGACCAGUAUACUCAAGAGUGGGUUGGCUUGCAGCUGUCAAGCUGAUAGCCUGCAACCCCCCCUUUCUGGUUACCUGCAUUAACACUGUAUCAUUGCAACCUAUAACCUAUUCAAACAAAAGUGUAUACCGCUAAAAUUAAAGUAAAGAGCAGUACAUCUGGAAAAUUAACAAAUUAACUUGAUUCAUUUAAAUUAAAUGAAACAAAAUACAUUACCUGUACUUACUCCAUUAUGAUUGCACAUUCGUAUAAAUAACUGUGAAAUGGCUCGGGCCUUUUGAUUCACAUGAUUUCCAAAACACGUGAAUAGGAAAAAUACAGAACCAAAGUGCCAUGUCAUCUUGAAUAUUACAGGAUUCAGAUGAUGUUUGAUUUGCACAGGAAAAACGUAUAAUUCUUACAAAAAGUUUGGAGUGGAUGGAGUUUUUCCUAUGAAAUCUAGUACAAAUGAAUUCUAAGAAAAAAUCCUAUGAAUCAAACGAUCCAUGUAGGAAAAAAAUCCAUAGGAUUGGAAUCCUCCAAACAUCCUUUUUAAUCAAUUCGUCCGGGGUAUGACUAGAAGUUCCAAGGCUUUAGGAGGCUAGACCUCAUGGAAGCAAUCCUGAUUAUCCAAACGUCUUUCUUUAGAGGGCAAGCAAUCUUAUUUGAUUGUGCGGCAUUGUUUUUCCUAUAUAAUCCAUGUACUCAGUUAGAGUAUUUGUUUUUCAAAUUCUUGCAUUUCAAAGAGGCCAUUAGUUAGAUCCUAGAGAGAAAAAGACCGCAGAUAGAAUCACCUGGGAUUGGCACCUUUCUGUAGUGGAAUGUGUAAGAGACUAAGAGUACAUGAUAAUUCCUACAUUUAUUUUUUAAAUUGUAAUCCUGCAUUCAAAUAGGAUCAUACCAUCCUCAAGAACCUAACUUGCUUCCAAAUAUUCUAGGGAUCAGGAGAAAGCCACUUCAAACAUGCACUAAAAUCAGUACUCUACAUGCAGGUAGACCCACAUGCAACCACAUGCAAAAUGGGGAACAUAGCAUCCAUUUUUGGAAAAUAUACCACAGACAACAGCUAAACUCCCCGGGGGUGUAGGAUCUGGCCCUAAUUUUCUUCUGCCCAUGUAAGCCCCAAAGCAAAACAGAAUCCGUUUGGUGUGCAAAAGCCAAAAUGACAUUUACCAAAUUCCCCAAAAUUGUUGCGUUCUGAAUAUGCCAAGUUGAUCUGGGCCUGAACUCUGAAUGCGUACAAGUACCCUGGAGGAGCACUGAUUUCGAAAGAAAUCUCUUUCAAACAGAAUUCUGCCCCUUCUGGAAUCAAAGCGAACAGUAAGGCAGCAACCAACACGGUAAAAGAAGCCAGGUUAAAGAGAGGAAAAGCCUGGGCGAAUUUCUACGGACGCCGUGCUGUGCUGUGCCUGUGCUGAUACGGGAAUCUGCAUGGGAGCGGAUCGGAGUCCAAGAUGCGUAAAACCCCGCCUUUAACCAGGCUCCAAAUGCCGAGAAAAUCCGCUUUCUCGCCGGGUCUUCUGCGUUUGCACACACACACACAACCCGACCCAGAUUAGUUCUGUUCUCUGGAGUCUGGUCUGCAAUCUCGAGGAAAAUUCUCUGGUCUUGUUCAGGUACUUUGGGUGUUCAUAGUUUGUUCUGCGUCAAAAUUUGCUACGGAGUAUAUCAAAUAUCCCCUCUCCGGAUUUAUUUUUUUGAUGAAUACAGCAGCGCUGAUUUCAUUAAUUAAGAAGGAACAAAAAUAUUGUACAUGAACAGGAGAAAAGAGGUGGAGGACAGAGAUAAUUACAUCCUCUAACUGAAACAAGAAACAGAAAAGCAAAAGCUUAAAAAGCUCACUGGGGAUCCACCAAUUUAGUGGCCUUCAGUCCAGCACUUCUCCAGAGGUGAAGCUCCUCAGAAAGACUCUGCAGCAGAUCAUCGAUGGAGCAUGCUUUUGCAUUGAAGACUCGGUUGUUUCUUUCCUUCCAAGUGAACCAUGAAUGUAGCAUCUGAAGUAUGUUCCAUUUUUCGCGGGCAGAGUUUGGGAUUGCAUCAAGACUUGCUAGUCGCCAGGAGAGUAGAGAGCAAUCAGGUACCAGCACAGAGGGCAGAGGGAGGUUGAAAUUGAUGAGAAUCCGACGCCAAAAUUCCGCAGAGAAAGAGCAGUGCAGCAACAAGUGAUCAGCCGUCUCGUUGCUUGUCCAGCAAAGAGAGCAGAUAGGAUUAUGUGGCCAUCCUCUUUUGGCAAGAUUUUCUGCCGUUAGACACUUGCCGUGCAGAGCCACCCAAUUGAAGAAUUUACAUUUCAUAGGAAUUUGGGGCUUCCACACCAGGUUCUCAAGCGGCGAGUGAAUGGAACCCGUAAACUGAAUGUGGUAUGCAGAGCUAGCAGAGUAUGUACCCGAUGCAGACAUCUUCCAUGUAACACUAUCAUCCGAGUGAGGGUUAAGUUCAAUGUGUUGCAGCUUCUGGUAUAGCCAAACAAACUGUUGCAAGAUUGCAUCUGAGGGAUUAGCUUUAAGGUUAGAAAUCCAUCGAUUGUCCUCCAAUGCAUCAGCCACAAGGAAUUUUUUUUCCUACUAUGCUUGAACAGCUCAGGUGUAGUCUCCUUGAGAAUAAAGCCAUCAGGCCAGUGAUCAUGCCAGAAUUUGAAGCUCCUGCCAUUACCAAGCUUCAGAGAGGAGGCAGCCACAAACAGAUCUUUGACCUUUUUGUCCACAACAAUAGGAAUAGAGUGCCACACUUUACCAGGGUCAGUAUGGUAUUGCCAUAGCCAUCUAAUCUGAAGGGCAGUACUUUGAUAUGCAAGGUUAGGGAUCCCCAGGCCCCCUAGAUAUUUUGGUCUGCAAACCAUGCUCCAUUUAACCAAGCAUCGACCUCCAAAGCAGUUCUCCAAACCAGUCCAGAGAAAAGAACGGCGGAACUUAUCGAUCAACUUGGUUAGCCACUUGGGGUGAUUGAGAACAAUGAGUUGGAAAGUGGGCAUGGCUGCGAGCACUGAGGUGACGAGGGUGAGUCUUCCAGCAAUGGAGAGGAGCUUUGAUUUCCAUCCAGCAAGAACUUUGAGGAUUUUAUCAAUUAAUGGCUGAUAAUCAGCUCUUUUCAGGUUUCUGUGAGAUAGAGGCAUCCCAAGAUAAGAGCAAGGGAAAUUCUUCAGCGGGCAAUUGAGGAUACGGUGGAUUCCCUCCAGAUCAAUAUUACUGCAAGAAAUAGGAGUGAAACUAUUCUUAUUGAAAUUUGUCCGGAGUCCAGCUGCCUUGCCAAAGAUGUUCAAAAUCGGAGAGACCACAUUCAGCUCUUGAUCGUCAGGCGGAAAAUAAUGACAUCGUCCGCAUAGAUGGAGGCACGGAAAGGGAUUUGGAGCCGGCCCAACGGAGAAAUUAACUGAUGGUGCUGCGCAAAGACAAGGAUUUUACUUAAGCAAUCCAUCACCAUGACGAAGAGCAGCCUCUCCGGAUAUACAAAGCCAAUUUGGAGCAACGUGAGAACCUGGGCAAAAUACACUCGGAAAUAGCACGCGGUUGCUAGAAAUUUUGGAUUCUUGUUUUGGCCAACGAAAACGCUGGAUAUGGAUGAAGGAGUUCUGCACGUUAGAGAUGCCGGCGGGUGGGUCACAAAUUAAAUCAACGAAGCAAAAUAGCAUUGUUUAUCCAGAAUUUUAAGGUUUGCCUUUGGACAUCCCGAAGGAGGGAGUAUGAUCAAAGUAGCUAGGUGGAGUGAUUGUUAGUACAUCUUUGAAUGGACGUUCUAAGCGUAUGCAUUAUUUACAUAAACUCAGUGCAUCAACAAUCAAAUCUUGCACCAGUAGAGAGUAGACUACAAGUUGGCAAGAUUGAUCUUCGAUGAUUUGACCCGUCUUGUCUCACUAACAGGUGGCCUUAGAGCCCACAUGUAAGUGACACGUGGCGGGGCAAAUCAUCAAUAUGCAAAAGUAAAGUAGGCAUACGAAUCUUAUGUCCGCAGUAAUAAAUAUAAGGUAUUUGCAUAUUUUACAAACUAUGUGUAACUUCAGGUUUACAAACGUGAUGAGACUGAAAUCGCACAUUUAUAUACCUGAUGUUGCACACAUUUUGUGCAAUGUCAAGCUUUGUAACGUGGAAUUGAAAGUAACCAUUUCUUAGAGUACUUAGAAAUUGCAAAUCUAAAACGAUUUUGUUAUUCCUAAGGCGACAGGGAAACAAUUAUUUCAAAUCGAUGCUAACAACUGUAUGAUACAAACACUGAGAUUACUGCAAAAUUCAUACAGGUACAAAUUAUGUGAAAAUUUUAAUUGGAUGGUUAUGAUCAUUGACUGAAAAAUAACUAUUUUUAAGUCGGCUGUGAAAUAGACACUCCCAAUCUAAAAAUCAUACUUCGAUAGAAGAAGUAUAUCAAUAAAAUUGCACAAGUCAAGUUGCUUAAAACUUCUAAAAAAAUCAAGCCAGCAAAUGGAAUGUUUUUGUUAUGGAAGCAAAUGGAAUGUUGUUUACAAAAAAAUAAGUUGAGUGUUCCGAUAGAAGAAAUCACGGACGCACUUGUGCAAGAGGGAGCAAUAUUGUUAGCGGAUUUACGCACAUCCACGAGAGAUAUCUGCCAGUUCUUUAGGGGAUCGAGAGUUCACGCCCUGAGUCAGGGGGAAUGUCUCUUGAGUACAGUGCUAGCAUAAAUAUUAAAAGGAGAGCAAAAAGAAAAAGGAAAAGAGAUUCCUUUAAGCACUGCUAAAUUGUUACCAGUUUUUUUCCUCUAUGUGCGUGAUGUGCAAAGGAAAAAGAUGCAGAUUGUAUUCUACCGAUGGAAGAAAUUUAAAGGAAAAAAAAGCUUCGAAUCUCCUAAAGCAUGUGCAGAAAGCUUUCAAUUAUUUGCGUAAACUAGUAUCGGCCCGUUGUUAAGCUAACCAUGCAUCAUACUGAAUCUAACUGGGAAUUGUCAUUCACUUCGUUUGCUUAGUCCAACUAUCCUCACUAACUCCAAAUAAUUCCUGAGUUUUUGAAGCACUGUUUUAAAAAAACAUUGGAUCCAAUAUAACGAGUCCCCCUUUUGGAGAGUGAGAAUUUUCAUCAAAUUCUGUGGGUGUUGAACCGUUUCUAUGAAAUUUCGUCAAUUACUCUAUUUGUAUGUGAAUUUUUUUCUACUCCCUCCAUUCCUAAAUACUUGUCGUGGUUUUAGUGCAAAUUUGUUUGCAAAUUUGCACUAAAACCACGACAAGUAUUUAGGAACGGAGGGAGUAUUGACUAUGCAUGUACUUUCAAGGAAAAAUUUCAUUUGAGUCUAACCUCAGGAAAACUUAUUUCCUAUGUUUCUACAAUGCCAAGCACCUGAUCGAUACUUCCAGCAAGUUUGUGUGAUACAACCAAACAGUUUGUUUUGCACAUUCUCAUGUUCUCAAUUUCUGCAGAAUUCAACACGUCAUGAUAUUCAAAUUCCUAUGUUUUUUAUUCUUGCUUUUUGAAUCAUGCGAAUCAAAGAGUCCCUCAAAACAAAACAAAAAACACUCUAAAGAUCGAUUUAUACUGUGUUUUUCCGGUGAAAUUUAAUUUACUGUUGUUGGUGGAGGAUAGUAUGAAAUUACGAGUGGUACAACUGCUACCAAAUGCCGGAAUUGGGUCGGAGGAGCUCGCACGGAGCUUUCCUUUUCCAAAUUUAAUACCACCCGCGGUUGGUUCGAUCGAGUUUUUUUCCUUUAAAGAAGAAGCGCGCGACACAGCUCGUCAACCCAAAAAGCACGGCCUUCCUUGUGCUUGCCGAUGCCCGGGCAUUAGAGGAAAGCAAGCGGCUCCGGCGCUCCGGCCAUGGCCUCUCUCCCCCCUUCCCCAUGCCACCCACAUGCGCCCACUCCACUCCCCUCCACCAAGCACAACCUCUAGGGGCUUCUAGCUGCUGGCCAAUUGAGAGUCUGAUCGAGACGGCGUCGGCGUACUCGGUUGGUUUGGGCAUUGAUUGGCUCUGAAUUUCUGAUAGAGAUCGAUAGGCAAUUGGCGUGUAGUGGUUAAAAGUUUAACAUGGUGACGGCGAGGGAGAUGGCGGCGGCCAUGGACGCGAGCAAGUACGUGCGGUACACGCCGGAGCAGGUGGAGGCGCUGGAGCGGCUCUACUACGAGUGCCCGAAGCCGAGCUCGCUGCGGCGGCAGCAGCUGGUCCGGGAGUGCGCCGUGCUGGCCGCCGUGGACCCGAAGCAGAUCAAGGUGUGGUUCCAGAACCGCCGCUGCCGGGAGAAGCAGCGCAGGGAGUCCGGCAGGCUGCAGUCGCUCAACCGCAAGCUGACCGCCAUGAACAAGCUGCUCAUGGAGGAGAACGACCGCCUCCAGAAGCAGGUCUCCAGCCUCGUCUACGAGAACGGAUACUACCGCCAGCAGCACACCCACAGCGCGGGGCUGGCCACGACGGACACGAGCUGCGAGUCGGUCGUCACCAGCGGCCAGCAGCAGAACGUCGUCGUUCCGCCGCCGCCGCGCGACGCGAGCCCGGCUGGAUUGAUGUCUAUCGCCGAGGAGACAUUGACGGAGUUUCUGUCCAAGGCCACGGGAACCGCCGUCGAGUGGGUCCAAAUGCCUGGGAUGAAGCCUGGUCCGGAUUCCAUUGGAAUCAUUGCCAUCUCGCAUGGUUGCGCGGGUGUCGCUGCGCGAGCUUGCGGCCUCGUAGGCAUGGAGCCUGCCAAAGUUGCUGAAAUCCUCAAGGAUCGGCCGCUCUGGCUGCGCGAUUGCCGCUCGAUGGAGGUGGUGAAUGUACUGCCUGCUGGCAGUAAUGGCACGAUUGAGCUUCUCUACAUGCAGCUCUAUGCGCAGACGACACUCGCACCGGCUCGCGACUUCUGGUUGCUUCGGUACACCUCCAUUCUUGAUGAUGGAAGCUUAGUGGUAUGUGAAAGAUCACUCAGUAGCAAGCAAGGAGGCCCAAGCAUGCCCCUUGUGCAGCCUUUCAUCAGGGGGGAGAUGCUUCCCAGCGGGUUCUUGAUCCGGCCUAGCGAUGGCGGAGGUAGUGUGAUUCACAUCGUUGACCAUUUGGACCUGGAGCCUAGGAGCGUGCCUGAAGUUGUGAGGCCACUGUACGAAUCUUCUGCCAUAGUUGCUCAGAAGAUGUCAAUGGCGGCUUUGCGCUAUCUCAGGCAGCUUGCUCAUGAAGAUACUCAUUCUAUAAUCACCGGAUGGGGCAGACAGCCUGCCGCCUUGCGGGCUCUAAGCCAGAAGCUCACCAGAGGUUUCAAUGAAGCUCUCUGUGGGCUUACUGAUGAUGGAUGGUCCGCGAUUGAGAGCGAUGGAGUGGAUGAUGUUUGCAUCUCUGUUAAUUCAUCUCUCAAUAAAGUGAUCAGUUGCAAUGCAACAUUCGGCGAUGGACUACCCAUAGUUAGCGCUGGUGUUCUUUGUGCGAAGGCAUCGAUGCUAUUGCAGGAUGUCUCUCCACCGUCACUCCUGCAGUUUUUGCAUGAGCACCGGUCACAAUGGGCUGACAGCACUUUAGAUGCAUUCUUUGCUUCUGCACUGAAACCCAAUUUCUGCAAUUUACCUAUGUCUCGUCUUGGAGGGUUUAGUGGUCAGGUUAUUCUUCCUUUAGCACACACGUUUGACCCUGAAGAAUUCCUGGAAGUUAUCAAGAUAGGAAAUGCCAGUAACUAUCAAGAUACACUCAUGCAUCGCGAUCUGUUCCUCUUGCAGAUGUACAACGGAGUGGAUGAGAACACCGUAGGCAGUUGUUCAGAGCUUAUCUUUGCACCCAUAGAUGCAUCAUUCAGCGAUGAUUCUCCACUCCUGCCUUCCGGUUUCCGCAUCAUUCCAAUCGAUUCUCCUCUUGACACAUCUAGCCCGAACUGCACGCUGGACCUUGCGUCCACCCUGGAGGUCGGCACACCCCGAGGCAGGAUGACCGGCAGCGGAUCCGUGAACGGAGCUGGCAUGAAGGCCGUGAUGACGAUAGCAUUCCAGUUUGCCUUCGAGAGCCACCUGCAAGACAGCGUGGCAGCCAUGGCGCAGCAGUACAUGCGAAGCAUCAUCUCGUCGGUGCAAAGGAUCGCGCUGGCGCUCUCGUCGUCGCGCCUCGUGUCUCAUGGCAGCCCUCGCCUCCUCCCGCAUGUUACGCCGGAGGCAGCCACGCUGUCCAGAUGGAUUGUUCAGAGCUACAGGUUUCACUUUGGGGCUGAACUCAUCAAAUCUGGAGACGCAGACGGCGGCGAAUCGGUGCUUAAAUCCCUGUGGCAUCAUACCAGUGCAAUACUCUGCUGCUCUCUGAAGGCGAUGCCGGUGCUGACAUUCGCGAACCAGUCCGGGCUGGACAUGCUGGAAACAACUCUGGCGGCGCUCCAGGACAUGGCCCUGGAGAAGAUCUUGGGCGACCAAGCGGGGAAGAGCCUGCUUGCCGAGCUCCCCGGCAUCAUGGAGCAGGGGUUCGCGUGCGUGCAGGGCGGGGUGUGCGCGUCGAGGCUGGGCCGGCCGGCGGCGUACGAGAAGGCGGUGGCGUGGAAGGUGCUCGACGACGGCGGCGCCGCGCACUGCGUCUGCUUCGCGUUCCUCGGCUGGUCUUUCGUUUGAUCUUGUCUUGUCUGCUGCUAGCUGCUGCCUGCUGGAUGGAUUUAGCUUUGUGAAAUCACUGGAUGAAUGGAUGCACUAUUUAGUAGUGCUAGUAUGGUUUAAGCAACUGCGGACAAAUUGGAUGUUUUUUUUUUUGACAGCAAA
Messenger RNA from Brachypodium distachyon (stiff brome), 9090 nucleotides. RefSeq names its product homeobox-leucine zipper protein HOX29. Bases 6427 to 8946 code for a protein of 839 amino acids. The record is from RefSeq and is a predicted model, not a curated record. Gene Ontology annotation, molecular function: DNA-binding transcription factor activity; DNA binding; lipid binding. The transcript has 16 exons. NCBI's taxonomy places the organism in Eukaryota, Viridiplantae, Streptophyta, Magnoliopsida, Poales, Poaceae.